CUUUCCAGGCUGCCCCGAUGAGUGCUGCGCUGCCUGAGUGCAUAGCAACAGGAUAAAAAGAUGGCAUAAAUCCUGCUCACUGAAUGUGUUCCAUCCCCCAAGCCUGUAACCUCUGCACUGCUUUGGGAACUGUGUUUAUGAAUGAACAAAACACCUGGCCCCAGCUUGCCCUGAGAACUUCUCUACUAAUUCAUGAGCCAGCAGGAUGUGGCCGCUGUGCUUUCAGAACGCCUCCUUGUAGCUGCAUACAAAGGCCAAGCGGAUAAUGUGGUGCAGCUUAUCAACAAAGGUGCCAAGGUAGCAGUUACCAAGCAUGGACGAACUGCAUUGCACCUUGCAGCCAACAAAGGGCAUGUUAACGUUGUCCAUAUCCUAGUGAAAGCUGGCUGUGAUCUGGAUAUUCAGGAUGACGGGAACCAGACAGCCUUACACCGAGCAGCAGUUGUAGGAAACAGUGAGGUCCUUGCACUAUUGAUACAAGAAGGUUGUGCUUUGGACAGACAAGAUAAGGAUGGUAACACUGCACUGCACGAAGCAUCUUGGCAUGGAUUCAGCCAGUCUGUCAAACUGCUCGUUAAAGCUGGUGCUAAUGUGCUUGCCAAAAACAAGGCAGGUAAUACACCUCUGCACCUGGCUUGUCAGAAUGGCCAUUCUCAAAGCUGCCGGAUUUUAUUGCUUGCGGGAUCUCGGGCAGACCUGAAAAACAAUGUGGGAGAUACCUGUUUACAUGUUGCAGCACGCUACAAUCACCUUUCUGUCAUCAGAAUACUUCUCAGUGCUUUCUGCUCAGUCAAUGAAAAAAAUCAGGCUGGUGAUACUCCACUCCAUGUCGCUGCUGCACUAAACCAUAGAAAAGUUAUCAAAGUUCUUCUUGAAGCUGGAGCUGAUGCAACUCUCCUUAACAAUGCUGGUCAGAUAGCUUUGGAUACAGCAAGACACCACAAUAACUCAGAUGUGGCUCUUCUACUCACAAAAGCACCACAGGUUUUGCGCUUUAGCCGUGGGAGAAGCUUACGGAAGAAGAGAGAGAAGCUGAAAGAAGAAAGAAGGGCUCAGUCAGUACCAAGAGAAGAACUUGGAGAAAGUAAGGCCAGUAUUUCAGCAGCUGAUGAUACUCACAGUAGUGAUCAUGCAGCUUUCAAGCAAGGUGAUGGCAAGGAAGAGCAUCAAACUUCUGCAGCAGGUUCCAAGCAACGGAAAAGCAGAAAGCCUAAGGCAAAGGAAAAGAUUUCUGCUCUCUCAGACCCCACAUCACCAGCAGAUCAGCAACUAUUAUGUGGUGCCCAGCAGUCCUCCCAUAAUCAUAAGCGAAGGAACAAACAUAGAGGUCCCUCUCCUCCAUUCCCUCCCCAUGAAGCCAGAGCAUACCAACUGUAUACCUUGUACAGGGGCAAAGAUGGCAAAGUAAUGCAGGCCCCUAUCAAUGGGUGUCGGUGUGAGCCACUAUUGAGUAAACUAGAAAAUCAGUUGGAAGCCACCAAAGAAGAGAUAAAAGCAGAGAUUGCUACUGUGCAGGGCCAAAUGAAUGCAAAAUUGGGACAAAUGGACAACAAAACCCAGCACCAGCUGCGGGUACUAGACAAGCUUAUGUUGGAGAGGAUGUCUGCAGAAAAAGCAGAAUGUGUCUGUCGCCUACAACAUCAUGCAGAUGUACAGAAGAAUGAAGCGGAGAAGCGGCAGGUAUCUGUUGUAAAUGAACUCAAAACGUGGUGCAUACUAAAAAUUCAGAAUCUGGAGAUGAGGUUUUCUGGCGAUGCCAGGUCAGUGAAGGCUAAAUCCAUUCCUUCUACUUGUGAAUCCACUGAUCAACCCAUUUCAGAGAGUCCCAGCAGCACCAAGGAAUGUAACAGUACAGAAUCCUCAACUCUUCCACAGUCUUUUGCACUGCAUUCCUGUGUCACCUUUCAGACCAGCUUGCCUGAUGAGCCAGGAAGGACUGACGCAUUCCAUUCAGAAGAAAGUAACAGAAAGCAGCAGUUGCCACCUCAGCAAGAGCUGAAUCUUUGUCCAGCCACAGACCAGAUUCCAGCUGCCCCUCUAGCAGUGAGGCCUAAGGAAAAAGGAAGUGCCCACCCUGCCUUAAAAACACAGCAGGGACAGAAUUCAUGUGAUCAUCUUGGUUCCAGAACUCGACAAGUGAAACUUCCAUCCAUUUCGAAACCCUCAGCAGAACCUAAUAAAACUGAAAAGCAGUGUAUCAAUCUCAUGGACCGAGGGACUCAGACAAGAAAGUGUGCAAAAGUUAUUCAUGGGAGGCAAAAAGGACAAAUGCCUGAGCCGCCAAGUCAACCGCAGCAUUCUCUCCCACAGGCAAGGGACACAUCACAAGCCUUGGAAAUCACUCAAUAUUUCUUUGAGGCAGUUUCUACUCAAAUGGAAAAAUGGUAUGAGAGGAAGAUAGAAGAAGCCAAAUCUCAAGCAAAUGUAAAAGCAGAGGAGGAUAAAGCUGCCUUGCAGCAGCAUAUUGAGAGUUUAGAGGAAGAACUAAGAAAACUGAGGACUAAACUUCAGAAAGAGAGCUAGCAUCAACUGUUUAGAGUGAAUGUAUUCUAAACAUGCAUGAACCAAGUGUAUUAUACUAAAGCAUACCCCAGUUAUCAGAAGGACUAAUUCCCUUUUGCUGUCUGCAUAGUGGCUCCACUACUUAUGUGAUAUAAAUAAUUGUGUUACAUGGUGUAAAUGUAGAGUUAAAACAUUAAGUUAAGCUUUUCAUGCUCUAAUCGGUUCAGAUUUAAGAAUAAUGCAGUACUGCAUUUACAAUUGUGAAAAUACGAAUAAGAGAAUGCAAAAGUAUAUCUAUAAAAUCCUUCAGAAUGUGUUUGCAUUGAAUCAGUUUAUAAAUAGUAGCAUGCUUCUGACAUUGCUUUGACAGCUGGGAUAUUUUGUUUUCUACUAUUGUUGACUUUCAGAUACAUUUUUUAAGUGCCAUUGAAUCAUCCUGUUGGGUAUUAUAGACAUAUAUAUACAUACUAGCAGUCAUAAAAACGAACAUGUGUAGCUGUAUAGAUACGUUUAAUGUCAAUGUGAUUACUUAUCUUACACAUAAGCAAGGCAUGGUCAUUCAGGUCUGACUGACAUUUCUCACCAUCCCAUCGACAGUUAAAAGGUUGUCAGGUAUAGCUGAGAAUUGUAGUUCUACAGUCUAUUACAGGCUUAUGUACUAUCAACAGUUACAGGCUUAUGUACUAUCAACAGUGAAUUUUAUAUAGAUAAUUCCAGUGUAUGCAUCUGUUUCUGAUACAUUCCUCAUAUUGACUGAUAUUUUUAUUUUACUAGAUAUUAAAGUAUAGUUGUUUAUAUUUGUAAAUAAACAUACCAGGGCUGAUAUCCUAACAUAGGUGCUAAAGUGCACCAGUAUGGUUACUCAUAGCAACCAUCCAUUAAUGGUUCUGAUCAACCUACUUCAAGUGUGAGUAAAUCAGCCCAUCAUGCAGUUUCAGAGAAGGUCGCUUGGUAGAAAUAUGUCACAUAAGGAUAUUACCAUCUUGUUAAUUGCUUGUACUGUUACUUUCCUAGUCACACAGUGGUUUUCCAAAGUAACAUGGUAGAUAUUAGGUUGGAAAAAAAUAAAAUUAAUCUGAAACAUUUAACUGUGUAACAAUAAAAAAACAACAAUUCGCGGAUAAAAGUGGUUUUAUAACACAAAUUUGUCACUUUGCCAAAAUUUAGAUUUGUUUACUGCUAGCUAAUAUCAUCAGCCGCAUAGAAAAUUAAAAGUAUACUUAUUCACAAUGUGGCCAAAAGUAUCUGGGUACCUGCCUGUCCAACUUCUCAUUCCCAAACCAAGGGUAUUCAUAUGAAGUUUGUCCUCCCUUUGCUGUUAUAAUAGCCUCUAUUCAUCUAUUCCACUACAUUUUCUAACAUUUUUGGUGAGAUUUGUUUUCAUUCAGUGACAAGAACCUUUGUAAGGAUAAGCACCAAUGUUGUGAGGCCUGUUAAUUGGCAUUACAGUUCAUCCUACAAGGGGCAAUAGUGUUUUUUGCCUCUGACCACUCAUAAAAAGCUCCAAUUUGUUUCCAAAUUCUGCAGUAAGUGUUCCAACAUGCAAUUUUACAUGGGGAGUUUGAAUACUUUUGGCCAUACAGUAUUAUAUAUAUAUAGGAACAACAAACAAAUGGUUGCAAUGCACUCCCAAUAUAAGGGAAAAUGGCCUAGGUGUAUCCAAGAGAAAUGAAUAUCCACAUGAAAAAAUGGAGCACUCAUACUUAUGAAUGAGUAAAAAAGUUUUCAUUAGUUUUUCGCUGUUUCAGUCCUCCUUAGAGGACCAAGACGUAAUGAGAAAUGUCCUCUCAGCAGGACUGAAACAUUGACAAACUAAUAAAAACUUUUUAACUCAUUUUAAGUCCCAUAAGUACUCAAUUUUUUCAUCAACACCUGUGCAGUGCUGAGUCCUUUUGGUUUUCUAUUCUUUGUAACUCUGCCUGCACUCCUCUCCUGCAACAAAUGCCAGGUGCAAAUCAGACAGAAAAUGUUGCCUUCUUUUACUCCUACACACAUAAAAAUAAAAAAUACUCUGAUGCACACUGGUCUUAUAUUAAAAUACAAAAAAAGCAUCCUUUAUUUGAGUCAAUGUUUUGUCACCACAUAGGGGUGUCUUCCCCCAGGACAACCAACCUUGUUGACUUGAAUAAAGUAAGCUUUUUGUAUUUUGAUAUAAGACCAAUGUGCAUCAGAGUAUUUUGUAUUUAAAUAUAUCAGAAAAAAAAGAAGCCAAAUUGGCCAAUUAUUAGUUUCACUAUCAUAGUGGAGGCUCACAUUCAGAUUAACCUAUAGUGUUAUUGAUUAACCUACUGUAAGAAACUAUACUUUUGGUCAGUAUUUAUUUGUCAUGGCCGACUCUCACACUAUUAUCUCCAUAUUAUAACAUUCCAUAUAUGAUACAAUAUAAAACUGAUAAAAUACAAACAUAAUAGGACUCAUUUAACAACAGGGGGUAAGGAUCUGUGAUUUUUUCCACCAUGCACUUGGCUGGUAUGUCAUGCAGCAUAAGCAUUAUUCAGUGUGGGUUGAGUAAUAAUUCUGGGUUAAAUCUAUGAUUGUUUUCCAAUUUGGGAGCUUGGGGUUUGACAUGGAAGUGUGUUGGUAUGUUGGUAUGUUGGUUUCUAGAUGAAAAAUGAUGUGUAAUAACAUCAAAUCUGCUAGAUUCCAUCUAUGGUUUAGAUGAUUUCACCCCGCUUGAUUUUAAUAUCUGGAUGAGGAGGUACAUAUUGCCUUGUUAACCAAUACUGUCUUACAGAAAGUGCAUUCUUACCUUUCUUGUCAUCUGUGCAAUUCAGACUACAGUUACAUGCCUUUUUGUAUUCUGCAACAUUACCUCAGUAUUUAUAUGGAUUAUAUUUAGAGUGUAUUAUGCCUUGUGCUGCUUCAUUUUAAAUGUAAUAGUAUUUAUUAGUUUUUAUUGCAUCUAGUAAGAUUUUGUUAGUACUAAAAUAAAUAUUACAAUCAUAACCAUAA
Molecule: messenger RNA, 5454 nt
Organism: Xenopus tropicalis (tropical clawed frog)
Lineage: Eukaryota; Metazoa; Chordata; Amphibia; Anura; Pipidae
Gene: ankrd6
Product: ankyrin repeat domain 6
Source: RefSeq, marked validated